CCCGCAGACGCCGCGGCGGGCGAGAUGCUGCAACCGGCUGUACGGCUGGUGUGGCUGGGUCAGGUGCCCUACGCCGAGUUGCUGGCGUUGCAGCAGCGCUGGCUGCGGCGGCUGCAGGCCGAGCCAGGGCCCGAGGCGGGUGCGCUUCUGCUCUGCGAGCCCGCGGGGCCCGUGUAUACCACCGGGUUGCGCGGCGGCCUGACGUCCGAAGAGACGGCGCGACUGCGGGCCUUGGGUGCCGAGGUGCGCCCCCUUGGCCGGGGCGGCCUAGCCACCUUCCACGGCCCGGGCCAGCUACUGUGCCACCCGGUACUCGACUUACGACCCCUCGGCCUGCGCCUGCGCACCCACGUGGCGGCGCUGGAGGCGUGCGCCGUGCGCCUGUGCGAGCUCCAGGGCCUGCCGGGCGCCUGCGCGCGGCCCCCACCCUACACCGGCGUUUGGCUGGGCGAGCGCAAGAUCUGCGCGAUCGGUGUCCGCUGUGGAAGGCACGUUACGUCCCACGGCCUGGCGCUGAACUGUUCUACGGACCUCACGUGGUUUGAGCACAUUGUGCCCUGUGGGCUGGUUGGGACAGGCGUCACUUCCCUGAGUGAGGAGCUCCAGAGGCAUGUCACUGUGGAUGAAGUAAUACCACGUUUCCUUGAGGCCUUUAAAGAGACCUACAAGUGCACGUUGACCUCAGAGGACAGCCCCAGCUGAAAGGCGUUUAUAUUAUCUCACCCGGGAGGUCUUGCCUUGGAAAGCACCGCACCAGACUUGGAGUCACUGGAACCCAGAUUCUAGAACUGGCCCUGUCAUUCACACAUCAUGAGACUGUGGGCAGAUCAUGAGCUCUGGGCCCUUGGUUCCAUAUGUAUAUGGUUUAUUUAUAUCUUCCCAACCUACCUAAGAUAUAGAUAUGAAAAUAUUGUGAAAAGUAUACUAUAUGAAUAUAAGGCAUUAGCACUACUGUCGACACCCAUUUCUCAGCUCAGAAAAACUCAGGUAUCAUAGGGUGUCAUUUCUCAAAUAUUUCCUCAAUACUGUAUUUAAUUGGGGAAGUCUGGGCUCCAAUUCCUUUGAUUUUUGUAAGAAUCAUUUUUCAGGAUCAUCCAGGUGAAGGUGAUGUAAUGUGGAUUUUUUUUAUAUUCUUAGGAGACCUGGGAGCUUUCUGCAUAACAGGGAAAGGGAAAGGCUUCUUUAAAGAGUAAUAUGGGAUUCUGUCUUCCUGGGUUGGAUUCCUUAAGCCUGAAGGCUUUUUUAGUUAGGUAACCUGAGCUAGGCCAAAGGCUAGGGGAAAGAGAAUAAUAAUUUCUGACUGUGUACAAAUGCCAAAAAUAGAAGGUUUUUAAAAAAAUAUUAGAUCUCUAUAAAGGUUGUAUGUUAAUUAUCUAUAACAAGUCACCCCAAAGCUUAAUGACUUAAAAGAAUAAACAUUUAUUAUCUCA
Cervus elaphus (red deer) is the source of this 1430-nucleotide messenger RNA. It is a transcript of the gene LIPT2, whose product is annotated as lipoyl(octanoyl) transferase 2. Bases 25 to 702 code for a protein of 225 amino acids. NCBI's taxonomy places the organism in Eukaryota, Metazoa, Chordata, Mammalia, Artiodactyla, Cervidae. The record is from RefSeq and is a predicted model, not a curated record. Gene Ontology annotation, cellular component: mitochondrion. Gene Ontology annotation, biological process: protein lipoylation. Gene Ontology annotation, molecular function: lipoyl(octanoyl) transferase activity. The transcript is spliced from 2 exons.